Messenger RNA from Thamnophis elegans (Western terrestrial garter snake), 1173 nucleotides. Its product is annotated as cytochrome c-type heme lyase. Gene Ontology annotation, biological process: cytochrome c-heme linkage. Gene Ontology annotation, cellular component: mitochondrion. The transcript has 8 exons. The coding region runs from base 285 to 1079 and encodes 264 amino acids. The record is from RefSeq and is a predicted model, not a curated record. Gene Ontology annotation, molecular function: holocytochrome-c synthase activity. Lineage: Eukaryota; Metazoa; Chordata; Lepidosauria; Squamata; Natricidae.
CUCGCGAGAGCCGUGAGGUGAGUUUCUGAGGGAAACCGGGCUCCGGAGAUUUUAGAGCUGAGGUACAUCUAUUACUGCCUUCAUUUUGUGUUUCUUACACACUAUCCUAGUGAAUAGUUGUCAUGACUGCCUAGGAUUGUCCGGAUUUGGACCUCAUCUUUCACAUGCUUCAAAAUACCUAAUUGGAUAAGGAUGAUGAUAUUGAGACAAGGUUGACUCAGCCUUCCAUCCUUCUGAGAUGAUCUAUCCAGUAAUUUAAAGUAAAGCAGAAAGUCAAGAUUGUCAUGGGUUUAUCUGCAUCCUCUCCGUUAACUACAAUUCAGACUGUGUCAGAACAGCCUCAAAGUGAAAUCUCACAAUGUCCCAUGCAUCAGAAGAACGUGGAAGCCUCUCCAAUGAAAUCCGGUGACAGUUCCAGUGAGAAGCAGAAUCCACCUGCCCCUGCACAUCAAGAAAGAGCGUAUGAAUAUGUACAAUGCCCUGCUAAAUCUCAUACAGAAGAAAAUAUUGAUCCUAGGAACAUGAUGCCACCUCCUAAUCAACAACCAUCCCCUGGGCAACCUUUUCAAUUAUCUACAGUAAGAGAAGAGUCAACUAUUCCUAGAGCUAAUUCAGAACAAAAAUGGGUUUAUCCCUCAGAACAAAUGUUUUGGAAUGCAAUGCUCAGAAAAGGAUGGAGAUGGAAAGAUGAUGACAUGAACCCAGAAGAUAUGUCUAAUAUUAUCAAAAUUCAUAACCGGAACAAUGAACAGACUUGGAAAGAAAUUUUAAAAUGGGAAUUACUUCAUCUUAGGGACUGUCCAUGUGGACCAACACUUGUACGAUUUGGAGGGAAAGCUAAGGAAUAUUCUCCAAGAGCUAGAAUACGAUCCUGGAUGGGUUAUGAACUUCCUUUUGAUAGACACGAUUGGAUUGUUGACCGCUGUGGAACACAAGUCCGAUAUGUUAUUGAUUAUUAUGAUGGAGGAAAUGUAGAUAAGAACUAUCAGUUUACCAUUUUGGAUGUUCGUCCUGCUUUUGAUUCCCUGACUGCUGUGUGGGACAGGAUGAAGGUGGCUUGGUGGCGCUGGACUUCAUAAUUGAUUUUAUAUGAUGUGAACAGGACUAUAUUAUUUCAAUCUAGUAUUAUUCUGACAAUAAACGUUAAUAAAGUUUAUGUUACCAAUGCUUUUA